This is a messenger RNA of Necator americanus (New World hookworm), 1170 nucleotides long. RefSeq lists its product as uncharacterized. Bases 1 to 1170 code for a protein of 389 amino acids. The transcript is spliced from 6 exons. NCBI's taxonomy places the organism in Eukaryota, Metazoa, Nematoda, Chromadorea, Rhabditida, Ancylostomatidae. The record is from RefSeq and is a predicted model, not a curated record.
AUGUCGUUACCCGUUAAUCAUAGUCAUCUCACGUCGCAUCGUUCACGGUACGACCCACAAUUGGAUUUGAGCCAAGAUUUUGGGAACAACUCCACCUCUACGGCUAUCCGCGAAUGUCCAUCGUCGACGUUCCUGGACGUAACUCCGGGAAAAAAACCUGCUUUUCGUCUACAAAGUCCCAGUAUACAGCCAACCAGUCAUCCUAACACGCUGCCAAUGGCUGCCAAACCUGUUGAUGUCAAUGGACUGUCGUCAUCGCGUGGUCGUCGACGAUACACUCAAGGCAGUUCGAGAUCGAAAACGAUCGAGUUGGGCACGUUAUCCGAGGUUGAAGAGGAUAUCUAUCACAAUAAGGAAGGAUAUGAAGCACCUAAUGAUAAGGUGACAACAGCGGCACACGACAAUAACGGCACAAUACGCCGACCCACUAACGGAACGGUACGGAGUAUAGCCAGACAUUUGAGCGAGCGACAAAAAGUCGAGAGAGCAAGAGCUCCAGCAGGAGCAGCAGCUACGGGCCCAGCCACACUUCACCACCAGCAUGCCGAGCAUGAUUGUCCCGGGGUCAGCCAUGAGGAGGUUCAGUCAGCUGUGAAAUUUCGACAACCUCCCUGUAUUCACUUAGAUCAAAGAGCUAUUCGAUGCUUUUCGGAGCGCAAUGAAUUGAGAGGGCCGUUAGCGAAAUGGAGCCCGACGCCAAUGAUGCAUCAUUUCGACGAGAAAUGCAAUCCUAUACCGCAUCCUUCAAUGUCUGAGUUUCAUCCCCGUGCUAUAUCGUCCGUGUCGAGGACCCCCUCAGUGCACGCAGUUCGCAGCAUCUCACGAUCCUCGUCGAUGGCCGGCGGCCUUCUGGUCUACGAUCCUCGUUCGAUGUCGUUGAUGGAUCCUCGUCUGGCAGCAGCAGCGGCGGCGGCGGCGGCUGAGGUACAAAUCCCGGAUUAUUCGGUUCCGCUAUGGUAUCCGUUGCCAACGCCACAACCACCGCCGAUUUAUAUUCCGCUCGGACCACCGGUGAUGCCGUUACCGCCAAAAAUGCUGAAACCACCGAAAAAUCCGUCGAUCUGUGCCGAAAUGUGUUGUGGUGGGCUGGCGCAAAUGUUGUGGACGUUAAUUUGUAUUGUUCUACUAGGAGUUGUUGGUGUUCUCAUUACGGCUUUACUAUAUUUGUGA